AAUGGUCCCUCUCUUCUCUACCUGAGGAGUGUCUCUCAACUAUUCUCAUCUUCGUUGUUGCUGCUUCCCCAAUCCCAACCAUUUUCGUUUCCUCACUAUACAAAUUCUACAAAAAAUAUAUCUUUCUUUUAUAUUGCUCCAAGGUGUUUGGAUCGAAGCCCCUUCAAUUGUGGGCAAUAUUCGCCGAGCUCGGCCUUCCAUCCUGAACUUCAUAAUCGUGAAGUUUUGUGUGCUUUUUUUUGUUUUUAAAAUUGCGGGGGACUUGAUAGUAGACUCUGGAUCGGAAACCCAGUAUAUUUGUGUUGAUUUUUUAACUUGUGGGAUAUUGAGGGAAUCAUCUGUGGGUUAAUGAGGAAGAUGAAUUUGGAUUUCGCGGUAAAUUUUUGAUUUUUUUUCAUCUCAUGGGAGAAGGUGACGGGAGUGAUUGCCCUCCGAAGAAUGUGUUACUGGAUUCUGCUGCAGCAGCCUUGCCGUUGGAUGGUCCAGGAAAGAAGCUAGCAAGGCAGCUCGAUUUUACGGGUUUUGGUGGGGUAUCGGGUACUGUGGCGUCAAGCGAACACCUUCAAUUGCAACUGCCUCAGUCACGUUCACAGUCACUGCCUCAGGGACUGACCCAACAAACCAUGGUUGUGAUGCCAGUGCCGCCGCAGGGACCUCAUUCUUCAGUGAGGGUUGGGAAACCAGAAUCUCCAAAAUCAAGAUCAAGACCUAACCUUGAAAUGAAAGACUCUACUCCAAAGAAGCAAAAGCAGUGCAAUUGUAAACACUCAAGAUGCUUAAAGUUAUACUGCGAAUGUUUUGCAUCAGGAAUAUACUGUGAGGGGUGCAACUGUGUAAAUUGUUUUAACAAUGUUGAGAAUGAUGCGGUGAGACGGGAGGCUGUUGAAGCUACUUUAGAGCGCAAUCCUAAUGCAUUUAGGCCAAAAAUUGCAAGCAGCCCUCAUGGAACACGUAAUAGCAGGGAGGAGACUGGAGAAGUUUUACUAUUGGGAAAGCACAACAAGGGCUGCCACUGUAAAAAGUCGGGAUGCCUCAAGAAGUACUGUGAAUGCUUCCAAGCCAACAUUCUUUGCUCCGAAAAUUGCAAAUGCUUGGACUGCAAAAAUUUUGAGGGAAGUGAAGAAAGACAAGCUUUAUUCCAUGGAGAUCAAAAUAACAAUAUAGCAUAUAUGCAGCAGGCAGCAAAUGCUGCCAUAACUGGGGCUAUCGGAUCCUCUGGUUAUUCAUCCCCUCCAGUAUCCAAGAAAAGAAAAGGUCAGGAGCACUUUUUUGGGCCAACAGUCAAGGACUCAUCUGUUGGCAGACUUGGGCAGUUUCAACAGGCAAACAAUGCCGGAGUUCCUGAACCUUCCUCUUCCUUAUCCCCUCUCCCUGGUGCUCGGGUUGGGAGUGCUGCAGCAGGUCCUUCAAAAUUUGCAUACAGGUCUCUUUUAGCAGACAUAAUACAGCCUCAACACUUGAAGGAACUUUGCUCUAUUCUGGUGCUAGUGUCAGGACAAGCCGCGAAGACACUCUCAGGACCAGAUCAGAAAAAUUUAGUUGACAAGCAGCGAAUUGAAAAUCAGACGGAGAGUGCCCUUGCUUCAUCAACUCAACAGCAAUUACCUAAUCGAGUGGAAACUGACGUCGAGAAAACCAUGGCUAAUGAUUGUUUGAGUGCAAACCAGACGGAUAAAAUCGGCGGCCAAGGUGAUUCCAGUUCAGAUGGUGCUCAUGUCUCAAAGGGGAGGCCAAUGUCUCCUGGAACUCUAGCCUUGAUGUGCGAUGAGCAAGAUGCAAUGUUCAUGACAGCUCCCCCUCCUAGUGGUUUGAUUGCCCAUGCCGACAACACAUCUUCACAGUCUGGUUGUGGACAAGGCAUGACAGAGGCCCAUGCAGAGCAAGAAAGGGCUGUAUUGACAAAGUUCAGAGAUUUUCUAAAUAGGGUUAUCACCAUGGGAGAAAUAAAUGAGACAAAGUGUUCUUCAUUAGCUAGAAGUGUAUGGGAGACUCAAAAGGAGACAGUCAGCAAUAAUGUCGGAAAUACAAGUACUAAGACAACACAUCAGCAGGUUGUCACUAGUAAUGGUGUUGCCAAAGCUGCGGUCCCACCCAUGGCCGCAAGUAUGAACAUAAUCACUUCAACGGCUUUAAUUCCUAAUAAUGUGAUUCCUGAAAAUGGGGAAAGUAAGCCAAAGAUCGAAAAGGAGGUAUGAAAUGAUUCUAAUGUAAACAGUGUGCCGAGAAGUCAUUGAAAGAAAUAGUCAGAUUACUGUGAAGGUAUGCUACAACAUCUCCGUAGUAUUAUGCUCACUGCCAAUCUCAAUUUUCUGGCUUCUGUUGGAAGGGUGGCUUAAAUAUAAUCAUACUGGCCUCGCUUCCAAUUGAGGUAGGAUAAAUUUUUACACAAAAAUUACCUUUUUUUCUACUUUUUAACUGCGAAGCUUGUAAAUUGCAGAGUUGUAAUUUCAUUAAUUGUCAAGUUUGUCAAUUAAACUUGAGUUUCAAUGACUUCCAUUGCCUGUAAUUUAGAUUUUCCUUUUCUAAUAAAGAAAGCUAUUUUAUGUCA
Molecule: messenger RNA, 2548 nt
Organism: Neltuma alba
Lineage: Eukaryota; Viridiplantae; Streptophyta; Magnoliopsida; Fabales; Fabaceae
Product: protein tesmin/TSO1-like CXC 5
Exons: 8
Coding region: 402-2195 (597 amino acids)
Biological process (GO): regulation of DNA-templated transcription
Cellular component (GO): nucleus
Source: RefSeq, a predicted model, not a curated record